This is a messenger RNA of Ochotona curzoniae (black-lipped pika), 708 nucleotides long. RefSeq names its product MORN repeat containing 2 (gene MORN2). The record is from RefSeq and is a predicted model, not a curated record. The transcript is spliced from 5 exons. Bases 362 to 601 code for a protein of 79 amino acids. Lineage: Eukaryota; Metazoa; Chordata; Mammalia; Lagomorpha; Ochotonidae.
CACGCUUGGGACCGGGUGAGAAGCUUCCUUCCCUUCAAAGCUGCAAAGCUGGCGGAGCAGGGGGAGUCGCAGAGUCUGGACAAUCUUUCCAAUACGUCUCCGGCCAGUGAGUGUCUGUUUUCCCAAGGCCUUGGCGGGGAAAAGGCCAGUUUAGGUGGACUUCGAGUUGGUACUCAACCGCAUCCCUGGGUAACUCCUACAAGCUUCGGAAGUUUAUAAGAUAAACUUUAUAUUUCCAAAUGGAGACAAGUAUGAUGGUGAAUGUACAAGAACGUCUUCUGGAGUGUAUGAGAGAAAUGGAAUAGGUAUUCAUAGCACUCCUAAUGGGAUUACCUACACAGGGAACUGGAAAGAUGACAAGAUGAAUGGUUUUGGAAAACUUGAGCAUUUUUCAGGAGCAGUGUAUGAAGGCCAAUUUAAGGACAACAUGUUUCAUGGAUCGGGUACUUAUACAUUCCCAACUGGGGCAAAGUACACUGGAAAUUUCAAUGAAAAUAGGGUGGAAGGUGAAGGGGAGUUUACUGAUACCCAAGGACUGGAAUGGAGUGGUAACUUUCAUUUUACGGCUGCUCCGGGCCUGAAACUAAAAUUCCACAUGUAGAUGUUCUGCAUUGAAGUUUAAAUCUAGUCAUCUAUAAGGAAAUGAGUUGGAUCUGUGAUCUGCAGUAACCUCAAACACAGUUUCUAUAAGUUUGCCAAUAAAACCAU